AUGCCAGGUCGAGUGGUCGAACAGCCCAAGAAGCGGGUUCUUACGGACACCACCAACACUCACAAUGUCCUGAAAUCCCCGCCCUCUGCAAAGAAGAGGAAACUCAACGACAAUGGUCCAAAUGUCAGUUUCCAUUCCUCUCAGGCCGGUCCCAAUGGCGUCCAAUCGAAAUUGGGCUCUAGCCAGCCCAAGAGCCAGUUUGAAACGGAAGUACUGGAGAAGAUGACCCAGGAUAUUGCAGGCUUGAGGGAAAACAAUUCAGAGAAGGAUCAACAAUGGGAAAGACCAAGUUUGGAUGACUUUGACGCUCAGAGGGAUGCCCUCCGAUUUCAGCAGAUUGAAAUUGAAGAAGGCACACUGCAUGGUGGAAGGGUCACGCUGAAGAUGUUUGGUGUUUCCGAGACUGGACACUCUAUCCUCCUUCAUGUGACCGACUUCCUUCAUUACCUUUACGUUGCAGCUCCCGUCAGCUUCCAGAGGCAAGAUGUUGAAGGCUACAAGGCAUAUCUCGAAACUCAACUGGCCCAACACCAACCCGCCGUCCACUCUGUGCAAAUGAUGCUUCGUGAAAACCUGUUUGGAUUCCAGGGCAAUCAGAAGAGUCCAUACCUGAAGAUCACAGUUACAGACCCCAAAUUCAUGAACAGGCUGCGGACGUCAAUAGAAGACGGCCAUGCGAACUACAAAGGGAUGUGGAAAGGCGUGGAAAGCAAGAUUUUGACCUUUGACAACAUACAAUAUGUUCUACGUUUUAUGAUUGACACCGGAAUUACGGGAAUGUCUUGGGUCGAGGUGCCUGCAGGGAAGUAUCACGUGAUGGCGCAACAUAACCGCCAAUCCAAUUGUCAGAUCGAAGCAUAUUGCCAUUACCGGGAUCUGAUCGCACAUGGACACGACGGGGAAUGGGCCAAAAUGGCACCUCUUCGGAUUUUAUCCUUCGACAUCGAAUGUGCGGGGCGAAAAGGAGUCUUUCCCGAACCUCAUCAGGAUCCAGUCAUUCAAAUCGCCAACGUCGUCACGAAGUACGGCGAAUCGAAGCCCUUUGUUCGCAAUGUUUUUGUCCUGGAUACCUGCAGUUUGAUCGUGAAUACACAAAUCUACGAACAUGACUCCGAAUCCAAAAUGCUGAUGGCUUGGAGAGAUUUCCUGGAGAAGGUGGAUCCAGAUGUCAUUAUCGGGUACAACAUUGCAAACUUCGACUUUCCAUACCUUCUCGACAGAGCGAAGCAUCUGAAGUUGACAAAGUUCCCAUACUGGUCGCGUCUCAAAAGUGUUGUUUCCCAGGCAAAGGACACCAACUUCUCCAGCAAACAGAUGGGGAACCGUGAUACGAAGGCCACCAACACGAAUGGUCGUAUUCAAUUGGAUUUGUUGCAACUCGUCCAGAGAGAUCAUCAUCUUCGAAGUUACACCCUGAACUCGGUCUGUGCUCACUUCUUAGGAGAGCAGAAGGAAGACGUGCACCAUACCAUGAUUACUGAAUUAUACAACGGUACGCCGGAUUCGAGACGACGUUUGGCUGUGUAUUGUCUGAAGGAUGCGUAUUUACCGCAACGACUCAUGGACAAGCUGAUGUGCCUGGUCAAUUACACUGAAAUGGCCAGGGUCACAGGCGUGCCUUUCAACUAUCUCCUGGCACGGGGUCAGCAAGUGAAAUUCAUCAGUCAACUUUUCCGAAAGGCAUUGGAGCAGCAAUUGGUCAUCCCGAAUCUCAGGAAUGAAGGUACCGAUGAGCAAUAUGAAGGUGCUACCGUCAUUGAGCCCAUCCGAGGUUACUACGAUGUGCCCGUCGCCACUUUGGAUUUUGCAUCUUUGUAUCCAUCCAUCAUUCAAGCUCAUAAUUUGUGCUACACAACCUUGCUGAACAAGAACAGCAUCGAGAAACUGAACCUGAAAAAGGAUGAAGACUAUAUUCUGACGCCAAACGGUGAUUUUUUCUGCACGGCCAAAGUUCGAAAGGGGUUACUUUCCCAGAUUCUGGAGGAACUGCUGAGCGCACGUAAGCGGGCCAAAAAGGAGCUCGCUAUUGAGAAAGACCCUUUCAGGAAGGCCGUGCUCAAUGGUCGUCAGCUAGCCUUGAAAGUGUCCGCAAACUCCGUCUACGGUAUCACGGGUGCGACCGUCGGAAAACUUCCCUGCCUCGCAAUCGCCUCCAGUACGACAGCAUAUGGUCGACAAAUGAUUGAAAAGACCAAGCAUGAGGUGGAGCAGAAGUAUACCAUCGCCAAUGGAUAUUCGCACGAUGCUCAAGUUAUCUAUGGUGACACAGAUUCGGUCAUGGUCAAGUUCGGAGAGAAGGACUUGAAGAAAACCAUGGAACUCGGGCAAGAAGCCGCCAACUAUGUGUCUGGAAAAUUCAUCAAACCCAUCAAGCUGGAAUUCGAGAAAGUUUACUUCCCUUACCUGCUCAUCAAUAAGAAACGAUAUGCCGGCCUGUAUUGGACGAAUCCGGAAAAGCACGACAAGAUGGACAGUAAAGGUAUUGAAACCGUCCGCCGGGAUAACUGUCGUCUUGUCCAGAUUGUGAUCGAGACCGUCUUGAAAAAAAUCUUGAUCGAUCGCGAUCUAGACGGAGCGCAAGAUUACGUCAAGGAGACAAUUGCGAACCUACUCCAAAAUAAGAUUGAUCUCAGCAUGCUCGUGAUCACCAAAGCACUGAGCAAAAACGACUACACGGCCAAACAAGCACACGUGGAGCUCGCGGAACGCAUGAAGAAACGGGAUGCCGGUUCUGCACCAGCUCUAGGAGACCGCGUCGCAUAUGUCAUCGUCAAGGGAGCUGGAGGAAGUAAAAACUAUGAAAAAUCCGAGGAUCCAAUCUACGUGUUAGAAAACAACGUCCCCAUUGACACGAAAUAUUACCUUGACAACCAAUUAGCCAAUCCUCUCGGGCGAAUCUUUGAACCCAUCCUAGGUGAACGACGUGCCAACUCCCUCCUCGCGGGCGAUCAUACACGUUCCAUCUCCGUCGCGGCCCCGACACUGGGUGGACUGAUGAAAUUCGCCAAAAAAACACAGACUUGCAUGGGCUGCAAGAAACCGCUCAUCGGGGCCGAGGAGUCCAAAGGCGCCGUUUGUGAGAACUGCCGACCUCGCAUCGGCGAACUGUACACAAAGCAAGUCAACAAGGUCGGCGAGCUCGAGGUCCGUUUCAGUCGGCUGUGGACUCAGUGUCAGCGAUGUCAAGGCAGUAUGCACUCCGAGGUUCUGUGCAGUUCGCGUGAUUGCCCGAUCUUCUAUAUGCGCAUGAAGGCGAGGAAGGAGGUCGAAGAGGGAUCUCGUGAGUUGGCUCGGUUCGAUCACGAUGUCGGUGCGAUCUGGUAA
Molecule: messenger RNA, 3324 nt
Organism: Rhinocladiella mackenziei CBS 650.93
Lineage: Eukaryota; Fungi; Ascomycota; Eurotiomycetes; Chaetothyriales; Herpotrichiellaceae
Exons: 2
Coding region: 1-3324 (1107 amino acids)
Biological process (GO): DNA-templated DNA replication; nucleotide-excision repair, DNA gap filling; DNA replication proofreading
Cellular component (GO): delta DNA polymerase complex
Molecular function (GO): nucleotide binding; 3'-5'-DNA exonuclease activity; DNA binding
Source: RefSeq, a predicted model, not a curated record